UGGACUACAAUUCCCAGCACGCUCUGCUCUCCAAGCCUGGAAUCAGGGUUGCGCAGCCGCCUCCAGGCUGAUUGACUAGCCUGUUGAUAGCCCUGCCUGCCUCCCCUUCUCUUACCUCCACCUAGCUCCUACCUCCGGCGAGAAAGGACGACUGGCGGAAGGGCUGACUGACUGACUGACAGACGGAUAGCGGGCUUCGGGAUGGAUGCACGGAUGGGCUUUUGAAGAUCAGAAAAUUGGCCUUUUUAACUGUCUAGAUCCUAAAAGAGAAAUCAUGGCCCUACCUUUUCAAAAAGAACUUGAGAAAUACAAGAAUAUUGAUGAAGAUGAACUCCUUGGUAAACUCUCAGAAGAGGAGCUAAAACAGUUGGAAAAUGUUCUAGAUGACCUAGAUCCUGAGAGUGCACUCCUACCUGCAGGUUUCCGGCAGAAAGACCAGACACAGAAAGCGGCCACUGGCCCCUUUGACAGGGAGCAUCUCCUUUCAUAUUUGGAAAAAGAGGCGCUGGAACACAAAGACAGGGAAGACUUUGUACCCUUCACUGGAGAAAAGAAAGGAAGGAUCUUUAUCCCCAAAGAAAAACUACAAGAAACUCAUAAGGAAGAAAAAGUGACUCUUGAUCCAGAACUGGAAGAAGCUUUAGCUAGUGCCUCUGAUACCGAACUCUAUGAUCUUGCAGCUGUUCUUGGAGUUCACAAUUUAGUCAAUAAUCCACGGUUUAAUGAAGAAGUACCAAGUAAUGAAAUUGGCAAAAGCCCUCCUAGAAAUGUGGUCAAAGGUGAGAAGGUCAAGCCAAUAUUUGAGGAACCACCCAAUCCCACAAAUGUGGAACUAAGUUUGCAGCAGCUGAAAGCAAAUGAUCCCAGCCUUCAGGAAGUCAACCUCAACAACAUUAAGAAUAUUCCAAUUCCAACUCUGAAGGAGUUUGCAAAGGCUCUGGAGAAAAACACCCAUGUGAAGAAGUUCAGCCUGGCUGCCACCCGCAGCAAUGAUCCUGUUGCAAUUGCUUUCGCCGACAUGUUAAAAGUAAAUAAGACAUUGAAAAGCCUAAAUAUUGAAUCCAACUUUGUCACUGGAACUGGGAUUCUGGCACUGGUGGAUGCACUGAAAGAAAAUGAAUCCCUGACAGAGAUCAAGAUAGACAACCAGAGACAGCAGUUGGGAACAGCUGUAGAAAUGGAAAUUGCCCAGAUGGUUGAGGAGAACUCAAUGAUUCUUAAGUUUGGAUACCAGUUUACAAAACAAGGGCCAAGAACCAGGGUAGCAGCUGCCAUCACAAAGAAUAAUGAUCUAGUUCGCAAGAAACGAGUGGAAGGUGACCGGCGAUAACCCAAUCAUCGGAGAAAUGCCUUUCUGCCGAAGGCAGCUAGCAUUAAGAUCAUAACCUUAAACUCUUGCCCCAGUGAGACCAUUUUAAAAAAGGUCAUUCAUUUCCGUUAAUUGCUUCCUCUUUAUCCACACCACUAAUACGUUAACUUUAUUGUAUUUUUGUGUGUGUGUGACAUUAUUUCUCAGAUGAAUAAUGUGCACAUAUUUUUAUUUUUAUCAUGUGUGGUUCUGGCAUGCACAGUGAACAGUGGAUUGAUGUAGACCUUAGUUGAGUGGCAACUACUAGGAAUGACAUUAACUGCCUUCACAUAGGGAUUUCUUUCCCAACUUACUCAUUGUAACCAACUUGUGUUUUUACUUCCUGCAGAAGUUCAUUUUUAAUCACAAAGUGGAUUUUAGUACAUAAGGUAUGUUUUUAGGUAUAAUUGUUUUAUCAAGCCCUAGCUCUGUUUACAUUCACUGUUUUGAGUUGGGCUAAUUGUUACAGAGACAUUCUGCUGAUAUAACAAAAGAAAUGUGCCAGUAUUGCCAACCCUAUAUUGGGUGAGAGAAUGGAUGGGUUCCUUGGGACUGGAAAAUUACUGAAAGAAUGUCCCCUACUGAUGGUGGACCAGUAGUGUCACCAUCACAUAUGGAGGAGCAUUACUUUACCUUUAACAGCCUUAGCAAAACAACUACAAAAUAUUUACCAGCCCACAAAUAUAUUUACCAGCUAAGAGAUCAACAAGUUGUGAAAUUAAAGAAUGCUCUCUUCACUACUUGUCCAGCAUAAAUGUUUUCUUUCUAUUGACCAAUGAUAACAAUUUGAAAGGCUGUUUUAGCAUUUUCAAAUAUAAUUUUUAACAUUUUAACAAAAAGUAAAAGCUUUUUGGAGUUCUGCAUUCCUUUUGAAUUCACCAUACUACUGCUCAUCAAGAUUUUCUUUGAACUGCACUUUUGAGAUGCACUGUUUGGACUAAUUAUAAACCUCUGUGGCUUUGUCUACAUAGUGCCAAAACAACAGAAUGAAAAGUGAAAAAAUCAGCUUCGGUUCUGUACACCUAUUUUGUCUCCCUGCCACCAAAGGUCCAGCUAUUUGGGAACAUACCAAUACAGACUAGAUUUUUCACUUGUCAUCUAGAUGUUUCUCAUAGUGGAGACAUAGCCUGUGAGAAUACAAGUGACUUAACUGGAUAUUUAAUCUGUAUGACAUUUUUAACCUAGUUAUUUAGUACUAAGUAAAAGAAAAGCAUGCUAUAGCACAAGGGUAGACAGCCUUGGGCACUGAUGCCACAAAAAGCCCCCUGUGGCAUUCUUUAACUCCUCUCUACUCAUAUUUCUUUUUUUUCUUCUUUUCUUUCUUUAUCUCCCUUCUUUUCUAUUUUCUCACUAAUUUUCUUUCUCCUCUCUCCUUCUUUCCUGAUUUCUUCUCAUUCCCUAACUAAGCCUGGGUCUUGCCAGUGUUACCAGGUAUCACACACAGAGACCAAAUUCAGAAUUUAAAUUCUAUGGCCAAUUAGCUCUGCCACAUGGACACAGUUUUUCUCAGUAUAGCAUUAAAACAAGUUAAUGAAAAAAGACAGACGUGUUGUGUUACAGCUCUUACUUUGUAAAAUACUGGAACAACAUUUAGCACACAGUCUUUAAAAAAAAAUGAAAUGUUUCUAACCACCAUGUCUUGUGUUAUCCUUACCUAUAUUUCUGUCUUCAAAAGAAUAUUUAUAUAGUGAGGGUUAUGGUCAGCAUAUAUGCUGAAAUCUAUAAACACUUUCAUCUGUUAAAUGAAGCAGUUUGAUUUAAGUUCCUUAAAGUUUCCAAAAAAAUUACAAAUAGAACCAGCAUGAAAUGAAAUUUAUCUGUAUGACCUGAAUUGGUAUUACAUAGGCUUUCAUAAUCAUCCUGAUGUUCCCUUUCCAACUUUUCAGGAUAUCACAAAAACCCUAGGGCCAAUGAAUGGAGAAAACCUACUCAACCCCAUUAUAGAAUUCACCAUAAGACCAGUUCUUAUGUAGAAUUAUUACUUUCUUAAAGUCAGCAGCUUCUACUUUCACAGCCAUCAAAUAUCUCAACUUAGAAGUCAACUAAACUGUCUAGAGCCACCACCAUUUUUAAACUCAAAAUAAAAGUAAUAGGCUAAAAUAUUAGGUUUGGGUUAAGAAAGAUCUUAGUUUAAAUCUAACCCCAAGAGACUUAUUAACUGUAUGAACAUAGACAAGCCCAGCUUCCUCUCUGAGUCUCAGUUUCCUUAUCUGUAAAAGAGUGGUAUGAAUACAAGCACCUACUUUACAGAGUUGCAUGAGACUCUAAUGAGAUAUAUGUAAAGCAUUUUGCAAACCUUAAAAUCAUUGUAUCUGUGUCAGUUAUUAUCAUUAUUAUUCAAUAUAUAUGCUGACCCCCUGUUCAACCUUCAUACAAAAAAACAAAACAAAUUUUUUUAAAAGUCUUCCUUUUAGACAAAGUUUCCAUCUGUGAAGAAUUGAGGAAGACACAAUUAUUCCCUAGCUAGAAGUGAAACAAACUAUAAUCAGUACAUCAUAUAUCAAUGAGCUAAUGGUCUUAUAAAAAAUUCAAAUAAUCAACCUGGAAUUACUAUGUGUUAGGACUGUGGGAGAUACAUAGUAUCUCCCUCAAGUAACUUAAAAUUUAGUCUUGAAAUAACUUUUGCAUUUCUUUGUGGAUCUCUUGGUUGCUAAUACUAUAAAGUUAAUACUAUAUCAUGAACAUGGGAACUGGGGACUUGUUACAAACACUUUAUAUUCACCAGACUGAGGGCAAGAAUUGUGCCUUACCUAAAUUCUAUAUUGUUCCUAUUGCAACAGGUGCUUAAUAUAUCUUAUUUGGAUUGAUUUUAAUUGAAAUUUAGAAAUUUACUCAGCAGAUGUUGCUAUGGAGGACAAUUUAGCUAAGGUAUUCUCUUCCCCCUCUUCCUUUUGGAAGAGUAAGUAGAACCGACUCUUCUUGACCAUACCUGCCUCUACCCAUUGGAGCUGGCUUAGGGUGAGGCCUUCACUACAGGUCCUUGCCUCUAUUUCCUCUUCCUUCUUUCCUGUGCUUGCCUGGGGAAGGGGGGAUAAGAAGAAGAGUUGUUGUGAUAGAAAAAGCCCAAAGGCCCCUUGUUCAAAACAGCCCCUCAAUUAGUUCAUGAGGGAUUUAGCUUAGGGGAAAGGUUCUAGUACCAUAUGGCUUUUUCUCUCUCUGCAAAAUUAGAAAGCUUAAAAAUACAGACUAUUCAUAAAGCUCUGAGUCUUCAGGCAAUCCUUCAGUUACCAGACUGAAAGUGAGAUGUUCAAGCUAUUUGAAUUCUAUAUAGUUGAUUAUCCUCAAACUUCCCUCCCCUCCAUAUCUCACUCUAUAUGGAGAACAUCAGUUUGGGACACAAUUACAAUGAUCUUUAUCUAGAAAACCAACAUUAAAAAUGCAAAUUGCUAUUAAGCAAAAAGUUGAACACAGCAAAGAAACACUUAGUAAUAAUUAGUAUGACAUCCAUUGAACAUGACAAUAAAACAAAAGAGAAUAGUCAAACUUCUGUAGAAUUCCUGAAGUCUGAUUGCAAAUCCAAAGUGUGUAGUUUCCUCUUCUUUUUCAGUCAUUAUAUAGGUCCUAGGAAGGGAGAGUUCUUUUACUAAGAGCUAUUCUUUUACCAUAGAGCAACCAUUAUCCUUUAAUUCCCCAUAUUCUUCUGCCUUAAACAUUCCAGUUGUUAUUCAGUGGUUUUCAGUCAUGUCUAACUCUUCAUGACCCCAUUUGGAGUUUUCUAGGCAAAGACAUUAGAGCAGUUGGUCAUUUCUUUCUCUAGCUGAUUUGUCAGAUGAAGAACUGAGACAAACAAGAUUAAGUGACUUACCCAGAGUCACAGAGCUGGUAAGUGUCUGAGGCCAGAUUUGAACUCAAGAAGAUGAGUCUUCCUGACUUGAGGCCUAUCUACUGUGCCAUACAAAUGUCCUAAAAACAUUCCAAUUGCUUCCUUCUAAAAACAAAAAAACUGUAAGCUCCUAAAAUGCCAGAAAUGGAAAAAUAAUGCUGUGGCAUUACCAAGGGAAGUUUUGCAAAACCUGAUAAGGGAACAUAGAAAUCAUAUUCUUAGCAGGACUUAGUCCUCCUGCUAGUGAAUUGGCAAGUCUAUAAAGAAGUGUUUAGAAUCCACUUAUAAGGGGAAAAAAGGGUAUUAGGCAUCUCCUCAUUCCUUUCCUUUUCUUAAAACAUGGAUCCAUUUGUAUUUUAUUUUGUGAUUCGGAUAUUCAGAAAACUGAUUGAGAGUAUUUGAGGGGAAGGAGGAGGAACUGGAGACUAAUUGCUUAAUGGCAAAACUAAUAGCAGCUCAGCUCCACUCCCCACAGAGCUAUUUCCUGCCUGCUGUACAAACAGCUAUUAUUGCACCAUCGGUAAAAGAGGGUUAGAGCCAUAAACUUUAGAUUUGCAAUCUGAUCCCAGGCACAAAUCUUCCCAGUUUCAAUCACUGGUACUGGAGAAAGAGGAAAACACCUGAAACUUGCUGCCAUCAUUUUCAUAUUGAAAUUUCAUAUUGAAAGCCCUAAAACUUACUCUCAUCUGUGAGCAGGUUAUUGUUGGGUGGAUGACCUCAUCUUUAGGUGGGUGACCUGAAUAGUGAGACGAGGGGAAACCAUGGCAUAUGUUAUUUAAAGGAACUGGGGAUAUUUCACCUGGAAAAUGAAAGCCUUGGAAGAUGGAGGGAGGAGAGCCUAGCAAGGUUGCUGGGUUCAGAUAUCUAAAAGAUUGUUAUGUGGAAAAAAGCAUUAGACUCUUGGCUCUGGAUCACAGACUUUGCUGUGGGUGGGUUGACUUCAGUUCAAACAUAAGGAAACAUUUUCUGAUAAUUAAAGCUGUCCAAAAAUGGAAUACAUAACCUCUGAUUUCCCCUUUGCUGGAUGUCUGAAAGUGGAGUCUGAAUGGUCAGUCCUUAGGGGUGUUAAGAUUUAUCAUGUGAAUAAGGAAUGAAUUAGAUAACCUCAGAGGCCCCUUCCAACUCUUAGCAUUUUCUGAUCUCUUAUUCUACAAACUGCUCUUCCUCAUCCUCUGUUCAUCUUAGAGGGUAAAUAAAGUAAGGAGAGGCAGAAAGGGAUAAAGCCACCUGAGGUCAAGAUUUUGUUUAGGAAAUUGAAAUUGAUAUUAUGUUAAAUUAAAUUACAUUAAGCUAAUAAGUAGAACCCAUUAUUUUAAGACACAUACACAGAGCUGUUUCUUAUUUUGUUUUUGUUUUUUAAAUUAUUAAUUGUGUCACUUUGAAUAGGUUUUUGUGGGGAAAACCUACAAAGAGAGAGUGUCUACAUGUAACUUGAUCCUCCUGACAGCCUUGUUUAUCCCUCUCAAGUAUGAUCUGCUCUUAGAGGUGGAUGGAGUAAGGAGAUAUCCGCUUCCUCCAUUUCUUCCUUUCUCUAACCCUAACUUGAUUUUGUUUCCCUUAUGGUAUGAAAAAACAACCUGUCUACAAUGAGCCCUAUUGUACAUGAGGGAAGUAAACUUCUAAAACAGGGAUUUGGGUCCUGAGCUGAGGACUGGAGAGUGGGACAGAAAGGACAUGAAGGGAAAGGAGAAUCGGAAACCAUGGAGGUAGUUUGUAAUGCAUCAUCGGUACUCUCCUUGCAUUGUCAAGUUCUGUCAUCUCUAAGAGAGUUCUCCUUGCCCAGCAGCCUCAUUAUAGGUGCUAGUUCUGCUGCUAACGUGGGAAAAUUUACCCAUCUUUUGUCAGAUUAGGUUUCCCCCUAUCAUGGCAGCCAGCUCAUUAUCACCAGCAGUCAAGGGAUGGUGGUUGUAGUAAUAUUCCAUCACCACCAAGACCACCAAGAACCCUUAUGACCCAAAGCCCCACACUAAGAGCUCUAUUCCAUCACCAUUCUAUACAAGCAGAGCAGGAUGGAAGAGGCAGUAAAGUAAGUGAUUGCUUGCAGCUCAAAAAAUGGUAUUUCUGCAUUUUGGGUUCAAAUCAUCAAUCCAUUCAAUAAUAAAAGGAAGAAACUUUAGUACUUGUUAGUAACAGCAUAUAUAAUUAACUAUUCACGUUAAUGAAAGAGAACCAGUGGCUUGGAUAACCCAAAUUAUAAAAUAAUGUAAACAUUACCUUUAUUUCCAUACUUGUAAAUUGAAGAUAAUAAUACUUAUACUACCUAGUUCACAUGGUUAUUUUGAAGAUACCUUAUUUCUUAAUUACCCUAUUUAUUCAUAUAAUUCCCUUUAUCUCUUUUAAGUAUUUUAUCACUAAAUGAGAUGAUAUAUGUGAAAAUGUUUUUAAAAUAGUUCUAUAAAAAUGCAAAGUAGUAUGACAUUUAGUGUUAAGAUGCAUUAUAUUUUUGUAACAAAUUUACCUUCUUCUCUACCAUAUUUAUUUGCAUUGAUGUCCUAUUCCUUUUCUAGAAGAAAUGUUUGUUACUAAAUAGAGAGAGUUAACAAUGAAGGGUAGCAUAAGUUCUAAUCUUAGUCUUAGCACUCAACAUUUUGCCUGGGGUUUCAGUUUCCCUUACCUGUGAAAUGAAGUGAAUGAAUUAUAAUUCUUUCCAGCUUUUAAAUUUGAUUAUUUUCAAUUACUUGCAUAGAUAGAAAUGAACACAGGAGAAUUUCACCCCUUAAUACAUCAUUCCGUUCUUAGUGGAGCCUCUGAAGAUUUGGGAAGAGGACAAAUCCAAAAAGUGGCUAAGACAUUCUUUCAUUAAAAAAAAAUUUUUUUUUAAUCUUCUGUGUUUUUACCAAUUAUUUGAAGGGAUAUCUAAUAAGCACACUGCCAAGGAGGAAAUCAUGAGAAAGGAAAAAAAUUUCUACUUCAAGUUAGGAGAUAGUAUGGCAAUAUGAAAAGAUUUGAAAAAAAUGUAAGAGGGAAAAAAAUAAUUAAAUGCAGCAUGUAAUUUUUCUCUCAUAUCAAUUAUUUUACAAGUCCUGAGCACACAUUGACUAGUUAGGGUUAUGGGUAGAGGAAAAGGAAUAAGGAAGAAGCCUAAAUAACUAUACAGUAAAAAUGGAAUAUGUGUGAAACAUAUUUAUAAGGAAUCUUUGUUUUAGAACCAAAUAUUGCUAGUAACAAUCCUUAAUUAAAAAAAAUUAUUCCAUCUUCAAAUUAUUAUUUCCUUCAGUGUGAGUUUCUUUAAAAUCUGUAACAAUGCUCCUGAAAUUAUUCUUAAUCAAAUCUUUGGUUAUAUUUCAAUUUCUUCAUCAGAUCAAGAGAAACAAAUAUUAAGCAUCUUAACCUACCAAUAUAUGCAUGCUGCUCUGUAAUAUAGUAUAAUUAGUUUGGAUGCUUUGUGAUAUAUGGCAAUGUGAACCUGUAUUAUUUUUUUGACCAGCACAAAGGAAAUGGUACUAUAGUGAACUGUCUAAAGUUAUAUAAGCAGCAAGCAGUAUGUGGUUGUAUUCUUUAUUGGACUAGUAAACUCUUGGAAAGUCUGUGGAAUCUUGUUUUACUUUUCAUUUAUAAGAUUCCUCCAUCUUAUAUAAGCAACUGAUUUGGGUAAUUAAUGAGUUAACAGCUCUUUUCCCCAUUAAUUGUGAAACUAGUGAAGUUGAACAAAGGUUAGAGAGCAAAUGGAUGAUGAAAAAAGUAAAAAAUAAAUCACUGGAUUGAUCUGAGGAUUUAGGAAAAAUAAUGAAUCAGAACCACACAAGAGGCAUGGAUAAAGUGUCCAUUCUAGUGAAAUAACAAAUGCAUAAAGCAAAUAUUCCUGAAAAUUAAUAAAGAUUGUAAUUGAUUAAAACAAGCAAGCAUUCAGUGCAACUUAUGAACCAUUAGGGCAUUAACUAGGCCCAAUACUAAAAGGAAUAUGAAAUACUCUUAUUGGUUAAAAAUCUCUGAUAUUAAUGGUUUAAUAUUGUAUUUAUUUGUCCCAAUUUUAAAAAAUGGGGGUUACUAACAUGUCCUUUAAAAAUUAAACAAAAGUCUGGAUAAUCUUUGUAUAUAUCAUCUCAUGUUAUUUCUUCCCCCUCCCCAAAUAAAAUGCCCAUAUAAAAAUAAA
Messenger RNA from Monodelphis domestica (gray short-tailed opossum), 9264 nucleotides. It is a transcript of the gene TMOD2, whose product is annotated as tropomodulin 2. Gene Ontology annotation, cellular component: cytoskeleton; striated muscle thin filament; myofibril. Gene Ontology annotation, biological process: pointed-end actin filament capping; actin filament organization; muscle contraction. Gene Ontology annotation, molecular function: tropomyosin binding. The record is from RefSeq and is a predicted model, not a curated record. NCBI's taxonomy places the organism in Eukaryota, Metazoa, Chordata, Mammalia, Didelphimorphia, Didelphidae.